GAUAAAAAGAGAGUUAUAAAUGAGAAAACCCAACAAUGAAAAAAAGGGGGAUAACGGGGUUUUGCGAAAGCAAAAACCACGGUAAGAAACACAGCAGGAAUGUUAGCGAUAGCAGCUAAAGCUGUAUAUUGUACAGUAUACAUAAAUGUAUGGGUUGUUGGUAUAAAACAAAAACAACAACAACGUAAGGCGGCAUAAACAACAACAAUGCUGCUGCUGCCAAGUACAAGCGAAUGUUUGCAUGUGCGUGAGUUUGUGCUUGUGGCGAAAUGGCAAGAGAAGGGCGAAUCCUGUGACUAUGCUUAAUGUUAUAUUCGUCGUUGUUGUUGUUGCUGUUAUUUUCUAUGUAUGGCGACUGAGACAACUACGACGAUAAUAACAGCAACAACAAGAGAAACAACGAAAGCCAUGAUGAGGAGGAUACGAAAUGGGUGGCAAAUAAACUUUCGCAUACUGACAGCAACUUUCAAACCAACCAUAAAUAAAAAACUUUUUCAUUCCGACGACUGCGAAAACGGCGAAUGACACGAAAUACCGAAAGAAAAAAUUCACGGUGACUCUAAAAUGAAUCGAUAAUCCUCUAAUAACAACCAAAAAAUACAAAUUUGUAUACGAUAUAUAUUUUUUUUAAACUCAAAAAUAAAAAUAUUACUUAUAAUAAAUUAAGAGCUGAGAACACUUAAUAAAGAGCUACGAAAUGUCCAAGUCGAACGCCGAUUUUAGUGCGUUCGACUUUAAUGACAGCUCGGAUAAUUCAGAUGUGGAAACACGAGGUCCAUUUCUCAGUCGUGUUGCACUCGGCAACAGUAGUAAAAGUUUAGCGGUCAAUAGUAAUAAUAUCAACAAUGCCAACAACAAUAACAACCUUAGCUCAGGACAUCAUAAUACGAAUCAACAGCAGCAACAACAACAACAACUCAAUAAUUCAAGUCAUUUAUCCAGUAGUGCUUCCAAUAGUAGUGCAUCAAGUAGUGAAGAUGAAGGAGAAACCAAUGAUGAUAAUAUUGUUACCACAACAGCAGAACAACAGCAACGCCAACAUCAACAACAGCAACAACAAAUCUUACUACAGCAACAAAGGCAAAGACAACAACAGCUACAUGAAGCCAUUAAUGGUACCAGCAUUAACGAACAUCUCCACGACGACGAUAACAACAGCAACAGUAGCACAAGUAGCAGCAACAGUAGUAGCAGCACUGCACCUAGAGGCUCUACUGCAAGAGGAGGCAUUGGAGUUGGAGGGGUGGGUAAUGUUAGCAAUAGUAGCUGCAUUAAUAAUACGCAACAACAUCAACAAAAUGCCAGUGGCAGUAAUGCUCAACAGUCUCAUAAUUCAGAUGUCUUGUUAAUGGCCGCCAUGGGUGCUAGCAGUGGUCCAACAGCAACAACAACUACUAUAGCAGCAAAUGGCUUAACAGAUGAUAGUAUAGUUGCCACAUCAGUGGGUAGCAACAAUAAUAUGGAUGGCAUGGAUGCCAGAGAUGGAGGCAAUGCUGGUGAUGGCGAAGGUUUAGCCUCCGGUCUUACUGAAUCGAAUACCACAAACCAUAAUAAUACCAACAGUAGCAACAACAACAUCAACAAUAAUAGCAGUUGUAAUGUUAACAGUUUGCUCGACUCUGCUCUAGCAAGUGGCGGCGGCAUUAAUAGUCACAUUCAAAACAAUGGACAUUCGAAUGCAAGCAGUCACUGCAAUGAACUAGUACGCAGCAGUAGUAGUGCCAGCUUAAGCAAUGCCAGCCUCAAUCAUCAUACGAGUAUGGGUGGUGGUGGUGGAGGAGGCAGUGGUAGCAUUGUAGGCGGUAGAUCCAAUGAUGGUGGUGGCGGAGGAGGUAACGGUGGCGGAGGUGGUGGUAGUCUUUGUGGUGUACCCUCCUCGGCCUCAAGCUAUGCACUCUCUGCUGCGGAACGUAAGAAAUAUCGUCAUCAGAAUUUCAGUAAAAACAUUUAUAUUGGUACGAAAAAUGCUGAAAAAUGGGAGUAUAUGCGAACACGAUUACAUUUUAAAAACGAUGUCGAAUUUGUGGCAUAUCUACUGAAUUUAGCUGAUAAUGAUGGCGACCGUUUGGCAAAGUAAGUACAGAAUUAAAUACACAUAUAUACAUAUGUAGUAAUUAAGAUUUUUGCUUGCACUUGUUUGCAGAGAUUUUGUUAGGGUUUGUGAAGUUUUUAUUAAUUGAUUAUGAGAAGAAAUGUGAAGUUAAGAAAUCAAACAACACUAUUUAAUUGUUUAGCUUACAAAUUAUACGUUUGUACGAACUUAAAGCUGGUGGUUCACACCAUGAGGACAUGUCAGCUGAUUUUGAUAAUUUAUAUUAUUUUGUUAAUGUACAUUUAUCAAUUUUUAUUAAUUCUUCCUUCUAAGUUUUUGAUUAAAAAGAAGGUCCUAAAGUCAUAUUUUUAGUGCCUGUUGAAACCAAAAGAAUAUUUUACUUUAUACUUCCAAUUUUAAUCCACAAAACGUUCACUCUCUGUGCAGAGACCGAAACUGAGAAGCCGUCAAUAUAUGAGUCAAUUGGAUCUUGAAGAUAAAAUAUCAGAAUUUUUCAGUUACUCAUUUCGAGGGCCCACAACAUU
Lucilia cuprina (Australian sheep blowfly) is the source of this 2577-nucleotide messenger RNA. Its product is annotated as probable serine/threonine-protein kinase DDB_G0282963. The coding region runs from base 698 to 2077 and encodes 459 amino acids. The transcript has 2 exons. The record is from RefSeq and is a predicted model, not a curated record. NCBI's taxonomy places the organism in Eukaryota, Metazoa, Arthropoda, Insecta, Diptera, Calliphoridae.